AUGCCCCUAAUUUAUUUUGUUGCUGUGCUCAGUUGCAUGUUGACGACCGUCGAUGGUUCCGGACCUGUGACGGACCCGUGCCCGAAAUCCUUCCAUGAGUUUUUGUACGUUGACCAGAAAAAAAUAGAGCCUUCUUCAACAUUCCUCGUUCUGACAAAAACGAGACAGUGCCUGUACAAGGAUAAGAAAUCGAGCGAUUUCUUUCAUUACGUCAUACCUAGAAAAGUUACGGAGAGCUUUCAAGUGGUUCGUUCAUUUUUUUACCGCGUAGCAAAUGUUAAUCGUGAAACGUGUUUGAAAUGGAAAAUUUUCAUGACGUGUUAA
Messenger RNA from Helobdella robusta, 324 nucleotides. RefSeq lists its product as hypothetical. The record is from RefSeq and is a predicted model, not a curated record. The coding region runs from base 1 to 324 and encodes 107 amino acids. Lineage: Eukaryota; Metazoa; Annelida; Clitellata; Rhynchobdellida; Glossiphoniidae. The transcript has 3 exons.